Striga asiatica is the source of this 2076-nucleotide messenger RNA. NCBI's taxonomy places the organism in Eukaryota, Viridiplantae, Streptophyta, Magnoliopsida, Lamiales, Orobanchaceae. The record is from the annotation of a GenBank genome assembly.
AUUUAGACAAACCACUAAUAGAAACACCGCACCGGUGGAAAUUCCUCGCCGACGGCGUCAAACCGGGUUCUGGGUCCGGCCGACCGUUACAAGCCACGUGGCACAAUCAUAAGCUCCCAUGUUUUGACCCCCAAAUCAAAUUGCGAGAACUAAUAGCUAAAUCCAAAAAUCUCCGGCCUCUCUCCACCAUUUUCCCUACAAGAAAUCGUUCCGAUUUACCUCAAAAGAAACUCAGAAUCCAACUCUGAGUUUUCAGUUAGUAACAUUCCCAAAUUUUUCUGGGGAAAAACGAUGUCGUCGCCGGACAUAGCCGGAAUGCUGGACAACUCGAAGGAGCUCGAUCGGCUGAGGAAAGAACAGGAAGAGGUGCUCCUCGAGAUCAACAAGAUGCACAAGAAGCUACAAUCUAGUGUGUAUCGGUCCCACCCUCCAGAAGUAGUUGAAAAGCCUGGUGAUAACUCACUUUCAAGGCUGAAAAUGUUAUAUACUCAAGCCAAAGAGCUGUCUGAGAGUGAAGUGACUAUUUCCAGCCAACUGUUGGGACAAAUCGAUGCAUUGCUGCCUUCUGGAACUCAAGGGCAAAACCGGCGAAGGAUAGAAGGCAGUGAGCAGAAGAAAAAGAAGGUGAAGGCAGAUUCGGAAGUCCCGAGACUCUCUCAGCCUAUGCGUAGUCAUUUAGAGUCUCUUGCGAGUUUGAAGGGUGAACAAGUGGCAGCACGGAUCACUCAAGAGGAAGCUGGAAAGGAUGAGUGGUUUGUGGUUAAAGUUAUCCAUUUUGAUAAAGAAACAAGACAAUUUGAGGUAUUAGACGAGGAACCAGGGGAUGAUGAAGAGAGCACUGGGCAGAGAAAAUAUAAGCUGCCUAUGUCUCAUAUAAUACCGUUUCCUAAACGGAAUGACCUCGCUAGUGUCCCCGAUUUUCCUCCGGGAAAACAUGUUUUGGCUGUUUAUCCCGAAACCACAACACUAUAUAAAGCAACUGUUGUCCAGCCUCGAAAGAGGAAGAUUGAUGAUUAUGUGUUGGAAUUUGACGAUGAUGAAGAGGAUGGAUCUUUGCCUCAACGCGCCAUGGGAAAGAAGAAAGGCGAAGAAAGCCCUAACCCGAGCGAGCUGAAGGAAGGACACAAUUUGCUCGGCCCGCCGACUUUCGAGCAGCUGGAGAAUGGCCGGCUCAAGUGCGUGGAGACCGGCCACGAGCUGCCGCCUCACGCCAGAGACUCCUACGCCGACUCCAAGCACUGCCGGCUGGGGCUCAUCGACGCCGCCCUCGCUCGGAACAAGCCGCCCCUCAACAUGUUCAAGCAAGAUCCGGCCGCCCGUUCCAAGUUAAUAUGCAGAUUGACUGGGGGUACAAUCAACAAAACGGAGGAACAUAUAUGGAAGCAUAUAAACGGGAAGCGUUUUCUGAACAUGUUAGAUAAAAAGGAGGCAGAAAAAGAAGCACCAAAUGGAAAUACGGAGAAACAGGAAGAGAAGAAGGAAAAGAAGAAAAUCAAGUACAGUGGAUUGAAGAAUAAGAAUAAGAAGAAAAUGGAGGAAGAGAUAGAAAAUAUUGAUGAUAUCAUCAAUGAAGUAAGGGACCCGGAUGAAAAUGGUAGUGAUUCUGAAGAUGAAGAUGACUUUUGGAUGCCUCCGGAAGGUGAACGGUGGGACAAUGAUGAUGGGGGUAACCGUUGGGGCUCCGAUUCAGAAUCGGGACCCCAGACUGAAGAUGAUGACGAUGAAGACAUGGGAGCUGAAGAGGAUAAGCUUGAAACUGCAGAGAUAUCAAAACGGACAAAGCGAAUGUCUCUAGAAAUCGGGCCUAGUAGCUUUGCCUCAAGGAAGAAGAAGAAGAAGACUGAUGUGCCAUGAAGUUUUUUUUUUUUUAGCAAAUUGAGCCAAAAAUCCAGUUCUCAUUUGUAUUUGUUUAUUCCACCAUUUACAUAGGAGUAUAAAUCAUCAAACGAACCAGAAAAAUGGCCCUUUAUCGCUGUACUUGGUCUUUCGGUUCUUUGUUUUUCCAAAGCAAACGAAUCAGUUUGUCUGCAAAUUAUAUUUGAAUUUUGAAUAAUUCCAUUACAUUUUGGUUCUGAG